This is a messenger RNA of Alternaria incomplexa, 909 nucleotides long. RefSeq lists its product as uncharacterized. The transcript has 5 exons. Lineage: Eukaryota; Fungi; Ascomycota; Dothideomycetes; Pleosporales; Pleosporaceae. The record is from RefSeq and is a predicted model, not a curated record. The coding region runs from base 1 to 909 and encodes 302 amino acids.
AUGGCUGUUCAUCCAUUCUUGCCCGGCCUUACGGUCGAAAUCAUCGUCAAUAACGCUCUACUCCCUGAGUACGACGACGAUAGCGUCACUCCCGCGUCGCCGACGACGGUCACGAAAUACGUCGAAGCAACAUCUGGAGCCAACUUCGCGAUCAAAGUAUCACUCAUAGAAAAAGAGUUUCCUUUCCCGAAGGGUUACAUUGAAGCUGCGGUCAGUCUCGAUGGGCGAAGGUUGAUGAGUGCAAUCAUAAGCGAAGCCCAGUUCUUCAAACAUAGAAUGAUUGAGGGCCGUCAGUCCCAAAUCGGCGAACACUAUAAGAUACAGAGAUUCUGCUUCGCUGAGCUCGAAAUCAUUGACGGUACUACAUACCUUUCUGAUGUGGUAUCAGCUAGCACUAUCACUGUCGACUUGACUUACGUACGAAACCUGCGCUCGCGUACCCCAGAUCACAUUGUCGGGAAUAUCUCAGAAUCAAUACAAGUCCCUGAAAAGGCGCUGAAAGGCCAGACCUACACUCAUAGAGCUGGGCUAUCUGAACCCGUAGCAUGGGAAAGAGGGCGCUAUGUAGAUUGUGACGAUGUAACCGACUCGCCUUUCGCAACAUUCAACUUCAAGUAUCGCUCCAUCAAUGCUCUUCGGAUCCUGGGUCUCGUCCCACCCGAGCCCACCCCUCCACCUCUGGAAGAGCGACCCGAAGAAGAGCUCACUCCGGAGGAACUACGCGAACUUGUCAAACAGCUCAAGGAGCAAAAAGCUGCUGCAGUCAAGGUCAAGAAAGAAGCCGUCGACAAGCGCAAGCAGGUCGAUGAGGCUAUCGGAUCCAGCGAUGACGAGGAGGUCACGGUUGUAAGGUCUAGAGACCGGAAGUGUCACCGUGGUGCGGAUGACGAGGUUAUCGUGCUGGACUAG